Messenger RNA from Lodderomyces parapsilosis, 420 nucleotides. RefSeq names its product Mci4p (gene MCI4). Lineage: Eukaryota; Fungi; Ascomycota; Pichiomycetes; Serinales; Debaryomycetaceae. Gene Ontology annotation, biological process: respiratory electron transport chain. The record is from RefSeq and is a predicted model, not a curated record. The transcript has a single exon. The coding region runs from base 1 to 420 and encodes 139 amino acids.
AUGAGAUUCACUUCAGUUUUGAGACAAAUACCCAAGUUGAAGUUGUCGGAGGUAAUAGUAAGAGCAGGUGAAGGUUUGCCAACUGGUAUAACAGGAAUUUACAAACAUCCAAAUCCAAGACCAGCUCUUGUCACUUUGUAUCAUGAACAGUUGAAGGUGCUAAACGACAAGUUCCCAAAAGAUUCAGUGUACAGACAAUCGGUCGAACAGUUGACAAAGAAUAGAUUGAAAGUUGUGGAAGAAGAAGAGAUUACUGAAAAUAUAGAAAAUAAAAUCGGAAAUGGAUUAAUUGAGGAACUUGUCAUUCAAGCUGCCGAAGAGUUGAACUUGAGUCAUGAGUUGUCUGCUUUGAAGUGUUGGGAAGAGUUGGAGGAGAAACCGUUGGAUGACCAAUGGGUCUAUUUUGGUAAGAAAAUCUAA